This is a messenger RNA of Eriocheir sinensis (Chinese mitten crab), 3827 nucleotides long. Its product is annotated as rhomboid-related protein 1-like. The transcript is spliced from 9 exons. Gene Ontology annotation, cellular component: membrane. Bases 847 to 2379 code for a protein of 510 amino acids. The record is from RefSeq and is a predicted model, not a curated record. Gene Ontology annotation, molecular function: calcium ion binding; serine-type endopeptidase activity. Lineage: Eukaryota; Metazoa; Arthropoda; Malacostraca; Decapoda; Varunidae.
UCAAUAUAGUUUCACUACAGAGACAUUGCUGCUUGUUCUGGCAUUGACGCGCUUGCGCGCGCGCGCACACACACACACACACACACACACACACACACACACACACACACACACACACACACACACUAAUAAGAAAUUGAUUUAUGCGAAACUAGACCCAAGUCUUAACAGAAUAAAGCAUUACUUUCGGUAGAUUUAGAUGAAUUAGAAGAAUCAAUGAACAAAAGGAAAUGGCCUUCGUAAGUCACCUCAAUCGAUGUUGCAAGGCACCAAUGCUAGACAGCCAGGUGUGGGAGGCGAGGGACGUGACGAAACAGAGGACGGCGGUGUCUUUCGCCGUUUGUGACUUUGUACUCAUCUCCGUCUCGACUACACAUUGCUACUGCAAUAUUAGUACAAGAUGGGAGUGCUGAACAGCUAAGGAACCAUGUCAUACAUUGAGCUGCAAGGCAGUCUCCCCUUACCGGGAAGUUUUGUGUUGUUUAGAGCCCAGGCGGUGAUAUGACACCUGAUAAAGUAACAGGAAAAGAGGCUGGUGCCGCUUUCAAUGUGUGUGUGCGUGUUGGUUGGUGGUGAGUGAGUGGUCUCAGUGUAAGCAGGUGUACACGUAAAUUACCGGCAAUGUCAGUGCAAGUGAAGUGACACUAAUGGCUAACACCAUGAAUUGGUAAUAAUAGUUAAUCAGCAUGUAGUUGGAAAGGUGAAUAUAACGCUAAGUUACGAGCGAGCUGUAGCAGCUACAAGCGUAAAACGGUUCUAUUAUUGCCCGGGUAAUGAGCACCGUAUGACCUAUCAGCGUCACAAUUAGAGGUGAAUCAUAAAAGCAGACAACCAGUGUAAUACAGGAUGGCGGAGGAAAUACAGCUGCUACCAAUGGAACAAAAGACCUCCAAAGGCACGGAGGGCUUCAUCGACUGGCGGGACUUGUGGUACCGUUUGGACGAGGGCCGCGGCAAGGUCACCCUCGAUGGCUUCCAGGGCAGGAUACAACGCACCCCCAACAACAACCAGGCCAUACUCCAGGCAGUCCAAGUACUGCAGGCGGCGGACACCAAGAGGAGGGGCUAUGUGGAGUACAAUCAGUUCCGGGACUACUACAACAACGAGCUGGCGGAGGGGUCGUGGGAGCGCGCCGUCUUGGCAAGAGCGGCGCUGGACAUCCAGGACAUGGCCCCCACGCCCGAGGAAGAGUCAGUGUUCGGGACGUGGGAGAAUCUCGUAGACUACGUGAGGGCCUGCCCCAGCCCCAAGGAUUUCAAUUGGUACUGGAUUCUGCCCCAAGACUACUCCCGCGCCAGCCUCAUGUACUAUGUGUCCUACCGAAGCGAGUUGAUACACCCCGCCCGCCUCAACGACUGGCUGCUGCACGCGCGAGCGGUGGACAACCUGCCCAACCAGGUGGUGAUUCAGCUGCUGGAGAAGUGCCGGUCCACCAUCCAAAGAGCGGACACCAAUAAGGACGGUUACAUCGAAUACAGCGAAUUCCUACGAUUUGUGAGGGUUAAGGUCGUCACCACGUCCCGGAGCGCCACGAUCCUGCGCCGCGGGGCCCUGGCCGUCCUGCCCCGCAACGCUCGCUCUCUCGAAAACCGCCGCUACAUCGAGGAGUACUCGUGUUGGCCGCCGCCACUCUUCAUGCUGCUUAUAACCCUAGCAGAGAUCAUUACCUUCAUCAUCUACGUCGUGGACAUGAAUCUCCCCGUCACAGGCAGCGGCCCGUGUCCCACCUACUCCCCUCUGGUGUUCAACCCCAGCCGACGCUACGAGGCCUGGCGCUUUGUUUCGUACGCCCUCAUCCACUCCGGCUGGGUGCACCUGUUCAACAACCUGCUGGUACAGAUGGUGCUCGGCACGCUGCUGGAGAUGGUGCACAGGUGGCGCAUCAUCCUCAUCUACCUGGCGGGCGUGGCGUGGGGCGCGCUGGCGAACUCCAUCUUCCUGCCCACCUAUUUCCUGGCUGGGGCGUCGGGCGGCGUGUACGCCGUGGAGUACGCUCAUCUCAGCAACCUGGUGCUGAACUGGUCUUCGAUGGAAUACCCGCUGCUGCAGCUGCUUGUGAUCCUGGCGGUGAUGGCCCUCGAUUUAGGCUACGCCAUCUGGGACACUUACUCUGCCACAGAGACCGCGACCGGCCACAUGGCGCACUUUGGCGGGGCCGUGGCUGGCAUGCUAAUGGGCGUGGUGGUGCUGAGAAACCUGGAGGUGGAGAAGUGGGAAAACUACUGCCGGUGGACGUCACUGGGUCUCUUCGUGGCCCUGAUGGUGUGUGGGGUGCUGCUCCAAGUGUUCCUUCCCAUCCCAGAAUACUUCCCCGACAACGACUGGUCUUCCAUCGCGCAGGACAAGGAAGAGUGGGAUCAGGCGCAACAGUGGGGCUAAACUCAAUUUAAAGUUAAUAGACUGAGUGUUAUUCAUAAUCCCAGUUUUUCUAUGGAGACAUUUUUUCUGUCCCCUAAAUAACUAAAUAAUAUCCUUUCCCACUAUCAAGACACCGUUAGUAACUGGUACUGAUGUUUCUUCUUGAUUUAUUCUGUUCUCCAUACGAGUACAAAAAGUCGAUCUCUCGUGCCGCGUUUGUUCGUGUAGCAUGCACAGCAGCCUUCAGGAGUCAACGCUUCGCCUCGGUCUUGGCUUGUGGGAGUAAGGAAGGGAGAGAGAAGGCGUCAGGAGUCACAGGUGUGUUUGGUCCACCUGUGACUAUGGGCCAAUUUUACAGUCCAAUACAGCAAGUUUGUAAGCUCCCCAACCAAACACAUAAUACGACGAAAAUUCCCUGCAGCUCGAGUGUUUUGCGUUGAUAUAAAAAGGAGGAUGAAAUUUCAGGAAACUAUACAGGAAAUCUCUUUAUUAGUAUCUGGUAUUGAGUAGAAAAGACGGAUGACUGUGGAUAAUAUGGUUUGGUUUGGGCGCUUACUAUGACUCUGUGUUGGACUGUCGAACUGGCCAUAUAAGAUGCACACCAACCCUUAUAAUUACGUAUGCUGUCCUAUGUUCAUUCACUGUUCGGUCCACUUGUGACUAUAACGUAUACACCAAGGCUUAUGUUGAUGCUGGCCUUUGUUCAUUCACUGUUCGGUCCACUUGUGACUAUAACGUAUACACCAAAGCUUAUGUUGAUGCUGGCCUUUGUUCAUUCACUGUUCGGUCCACUUGUGACUAUAACGAAUACACCAAGGCUUAUGUUGAUGCAGGCCUAUGUUCAUUCACUGCUCGGUCCACUUGUGACUUUAACGUAUACACCAAGGCUUAUGUUGAUGUUGCCCUAUGUUCAUUCACUGUUCGGUCCACUUGUGACUAUAACGUAUACACCAAGGCUUAUGUUGAUGCUGGCCUAUGUUCAUGCGCGGUGUUUCGCCCGAUUGUGACUGACUUGCCUACCAAAGCUUUCAGUUACGACGAACGUGAUUGUGUUCAUUAUGUCAUAGUUUUAAUGGCCCAGCAGGCUCCCGAAGACCGCAAGAAUUUCAUAAGUACACCAGCUAGAUCUCUUUGAAUGGCCAAUAUUUUGAUGCAUGUAGGCAGCUCUAUUUGAUUUUCGCUCGCAUAACACGAUUUUUCAUUGAUUUUUUUGUUUUGUUGUUGUUGUUGUUGGUCUGUGGUUUGCGUUGUAUAAAGCGUGCUCGCCCUGCUGUAAAGGUUUGGUUGGAUAAUAUAUUGUGCGUCGCGCUGAUCGUGAAUCGCCUUGUUUGAUCUCGGGUCAUUCGGGAACGUACUGUACAGCCACGGAGCCUUUGUGCUAUUAUAGUUAUAAGAAUGUUAUGUGCCUACCGCACUGUGAUUUUAUGGAUCCAUUUGCAGCUACCGUAAUAACAUUGUUUCUAUUAUUA